Molecule: messenger RNA, 3124 nt
Organism: Hipposideros armiger (great roundleaf bat)
Lineage: Eukaryota; Metazoa; Chordata; Mammalia; Chiroptera; Hipposideridae
Gene: CLEC20A
Product: C-type lectin domain containing 20A
Exons: 9
Coding region: 90-1394 (434 amino acids)
Source: RefSeq, a predicted model, not a curated record
UGGAGAACAAGGAAGGACCAGAAAACCAGGUGUAGCCUCUGCCAGAGGUUAGGAGCCUUUCUGCCAGCCACCUGUCCUGUGCUGCAGCCAUGCUGGCGCCGGGGCUGCCGGUCUGCCUCUGCGUAGCAGGGGUCCUCCAGCUCGUGUCAGCACCAGACAGCAUCUUGGACUCUGCCCUGCAGCUGGUGAGCGGCGGCAAGACCUUCUCAAGGGUGGAGGAGCAGCUCAGCUGGCUGGGGGCCCUGCAGUACUGCCGGCAGCACCACACGGACCUGGCCGACCUCCAGAGCAUGAACAGCGUGGCCGGCGUCAGCAGCCUCUACUCCCUCACCAGCAGCACCGAGGCUUGGAUCGGGCUCUUCUUUGACGUGCGCAUUCACGGCCUGCGAUGGUCCAGCGGCUCCAUCUUCUCCGCGCCGAAGUGGAGCGCGCUGCCCGUCUUCAAGGAGGGCAUCUGUGCCACGCUGCUUUCCGUGGUCAUUGUCCCCAGCCUGGGGGCCGCCUCGUGCACAGCUCAGAAGCCCUUCAUCUGCUACUAUGACCCUGACACGGUGCGUCCAAACCUCGUGGAGCCCCCUUUCAGCCUGACGCCCUCUCCAGAGCCAGCUGAGGUCCAGAUUGGCCAACUGACCUUCAAGCGGUUUGACCAGGGGAUGACGUGGCUGGCAGCCCUGCGGUACUGCCGCAGCCACCACACGGACCUGGCCGACCUGCAGACGGUGACCGAGCAGGAAGGCAAGGAGGUCCUGAAGUCCAUCACCAGUGAGACGGAGGCCUGGAUUGGCCUCUACUUCCACGCGGACUCCAGGUCUCUGAGCUGGUCCAGCGACUUGGGUGUCAGCAUCCCGCCCUGGCUGAAGGUGCCCACGUUGGGGGUAGGACUGUGUGCAGGAGUCCGCACCUACGCCAACUAUUACCCCCGAGUUUACGCCGUGGUCUGUUCUUCGCUGCAGCCCUUCAUCUGCUUCUAUGACCCUUCCGUUGGACACCGGCCGUCGGCAGCGCUCCCUAAGCUCAUCAAUACUCCCUCCUCGGAAGUGACUGUAGAGGUGACACCCAAGCCAGCUGUGCCCAGUGAAGGGAGUGGCGCUGGUGUGAGACAUACAGCUACUGCCACUCAGGCCCCACAGGUGAGCCCAUCGAGCCUCCCGGGGUCUGAAGGACACACUCCGGCGCCAGAAUCAGGAGGAGAAUGGGCCCCGAACCAGGCAGCGCUCUGUUUUCCAGGGCAACUCUUUGGAAUCCUGAAAGCAGAUUUUACUGUCCCAGCCCUGACGGACCCAGAGGAUAUGAAAGACCAGUUUUUGAGUGAGAUCCGAGAAGCCUUAAAGCUAACAUUAGGUCAUCAUCAAUUCAGACUGAAAUGGGUUGGCUUUGAAGUAAACAAAAAAUAGCAGACAUCUACUGAUCUGGAGUCUCCUCACACAACUUCGGAUUUUGAGUGAAUUUUAGUUUUUUAAGUUCCUAGUGGAUGAGAAUUUGAAAUAACUCCAGCUAGAUGAAGAGGCUAACUGGUGGACUCGCAGACCUACACCCAACACAAAAGAAAACUACAUAUGCAAGCUGCGUCCCUGGAUUUUAUAGCACGAAAUAGGUAAGCAGGAGAAGAUGGAGUGAUUAGGGAACAAUAACCUUGAGAAAUGACAAGCAAACACGAACAAGAAAAAGGAACCCCCAAAAUCCUGAAACAAACCCCAUUACUCUCUCUGAGGAGUUAAGAGAGGACAGUAGUGGUCUGGGAAGCUAGGUGGGGUCUUCCGUCCAAAUAAAGUGGACACUUUCUUUACCUACAACAAACUAGUAAAGAGAUUUCAAAUUCUCCAGAAUGAGGAGCUAAGGGUGUUAUCACAAUACAAUGCACGUGAAUGCUCGCUGUUUGUCCUAUAUCUAAGUAUUUCUUACCUGUAAGUUGUGAAAUUCUAAGACUUUGCUCUUAAUGUUAAAAUAAUGUCCCUGCAAACAUUUUCUUUCUGGUUUCUCUCCAAGCGUCCUAAUCACCUAGAUAUACGCUAGAAGUAAGAGGGUAAUAUGUCAAACACAGUAGCAACUUCAGUCUGAAAUGCUUAAAGUUAAAGUUUAUUUGUAUUCUUUGUAGGAUUAUCAAUAAAAGACCUCAAACAUUAUCUAUAUCUGUACAUGUACAAGAACCAUCAAAAAUUAUUCACAGAACAAAAAUAAAUCUUCUUUAGAACAAACCCAGGUAAUGAAAUGCAGAUAUGGAUCUCACAUAUGGAACUAUCUAAGUGCUACCAGCACAAAAAUAUGGCUUUAAAAAUAAAAUAAAAUCUUGGGUUUUGUUUUUCUAAGGUGUAUUUCUCUUUCUUGAAAUCAAAAAUAAAUUAUUUAGAGCUACCCUUGUAACAUAGUCAUGUGUAUUAACACCCGUUUAUUAAGGCCCUGGAGAUGAAACACAAAAGCAAAUUUGGAAGGUCAAGUGCUCACAGGUGUGGUUCAGGUUAGUGCGCUGCUGUCUGCUUGAGUUAACUGUAACGUAACUAGGCAAUACCUAAGCACCAGUCAGAAGCUGACCUUCACUGUUUAGCUCAACUUCCCUGCACGAUAGUGGUCAUGGAAUCAGUUGGUAUUUAACCUUUUGGUGAACUGGGAAUUGAAAUUUUCCCUUGGGAGUUUAGAAAUGACAUAAAUAUGCUAUUUAUACAUAAAUAUUGGUGCCCCCACACAGAUGCUAGAGACCCCUAAAACACAGCUUUUGUGGAAAUCGCUCUACAACAACAGAUAAAUCUGUUUGUAAGUCCCAAACUGGAAAAUUUCCUAGGCAAAGACGAGGGCACUUGAAUACAAAAAUAAGAACUGAGUAGGAAAUUAAAAUGCAUGCUGAAAUUUGGGCAAAAGCCACCAUUUUGCUUUCGUUGGGCGGCUGGCCGCAUUUGCCAAGUCCUGCUGAGCCGGUUACUCAGUCACCUGAGGAUUAACUGAUCAGGAGCCAAAACAACCUCUUUCUGGACCCUACCAUCAGAUCAGAGAUUCAGCUUUCUAAGACCCCCCCCCAAGGUAUCAAUAAUGAUAUCUAGGGUUCUUGAGCUAACAUCAAACCAAAUCAAUUUCAAGUUUACUUUAACUUACAUAUAUUUACAUAUAACACAUAUGGUACAUUUUAAAGAAA